Gadus macrocephalus (Pacific cod) is the source of this 4783-nucleotide messenger RNA. RefSeq names its product dual-specificity tyrosine-(Y)-phosphorylation regulated kinase 1B (gene dyrk1b). Gene Ontology annotation, biological process: peptidyl-serine phosphorylation; peptidyl-threonine phosphorylation; positive regulation of DNA-templated transcription. Gene Ontology annotation, molecular function: protein serine/threonine/tyrosine kinase activity; protein serine/threonine kinase activity; ATP binding. The transcript has 13 exons. Lineage: Eukaryota; Metazoa; Chordata; Actinopteri; Gadiformes; Gadidae. Gene Ontology annotation, cellular component: nucleus. The record is from RefSeq and is a predicted model, not a curated record. Bases 1937 to 4216 code for a protein of 759 amino acids.
CAGGGUGGGGAGCUGGGCUCUUUCUGCCAGAGCCGCCGGAUAACGGGGAAAUACGCCACGGAUAUGGGCAAGGAAUAUCAACUGAAGUCGCCCUGCGAUGCUUUUCACCUCGGAUGAUCAAAACAACACCUCGCCAUAAAAUAAGGUCCGUCGAUCGACGAAACUACCAAAGGAUUUGUGGAAAAUAAACGUCGGUCAACAGGCUGAAAGGAGAACAUCUACCGCUCGCGUUAACUUGGAAAAGCUCAGAAGGCGUCUGACGGUCAGCUCAGGAACUUCCGUUGGAUUUGACAUGUUUGAAACCGCGGUCGGGUUUUCAAACACCACUUAGUGGGUUCAGUCGGACAGGAUUCGUUUAAAGUGUGUUCCCCGCGUUGUGGAUAAAGAUAAUUAUAUUUUGUUGGACAGAAGAAAAAGGCUUGAAAAGAGUUCGAAAGUGGAUUACAGUCUUCAGAUGUUUGCCCUGUAUUUAACAUAACUCGACGAAGGAUAUCCAGGAUUUAUUUGCCAUUAUCAAUCGUAAUUCCUCCACCACCUUCUCCCAUAACGUACCGAUACGUUCGGUCGAUAACUAAUAUUCGAGCUGUGAUUGUUCCCUCUGGCUUUUUCAAAACGGUCUUUUUUGUAAUAAUGAACUUCGAAUUUUACCCUUUUUUUUUUGUUUAAUUAGACUCGAAGUUGUUUGUUCACGUGUCCCUGCCAUUUACAUAGUCAGAAUGGGGUUAGGCUAUUCUCAGGCAUUUUAUUAGAAUGCCCCCCUGUUUCCCCCCCUAUUGGCUAGCACCUAGCUAACACAGCUGACGUCCCACACCCGCUCCGGUAAAGCCAGCCAAAACACAAGCUAUUUAACCUAAAGUGUUGGUUGUAAAGGCUUGUAUACACUGUCAGUAGUGGUGGUAGUGCUGCUUCAGUAUCGUCAUCGAAAAUAUUGCAUUGCUCUUUCUAACCCAGGUCCGUCUAGUCCUUAGUCUUUUAGAAAGUGCAGUAAUUGGACCUAUUUUUAGGGUUAGGGAUGGGGUAAAGGCAGGCGGCUUGAAAUUCUAACCCCCUCCACCUCCUCUUCCACCCUUUCCACCACCCAGCUCAGCAAUCUUGACAGUAUGCUUUACUAGCACUGUGCAGUGUUAGAUUCGUGCAUGACCUAUGCCUUGAAUGACCUAUGCCUGCUGAAGCUGUUUAAAGGCUCUACUUUAACUAACCGGAAGUUACUAUUUGCCACUUAAAGUCUACCUUUCAGUCAAAACUACCUACUCUUAAAGAACCAAAACUAUAAUGGACUUUAAAAAUAUUAGAUAGCUUAAUGGCCUGCCUUAAAUUCUGCAAGGCCAUUUUUAACCAUGUAGCCCAGGUUAAACUCUUGGAUUUGUUGAAUGUCCAUGCAAGCUAAGCCUAUGGUACAGUAAAAACAGCUAGUCUUAUUGAUUUGGCUUAUAUUGGACAACUAACAUCCACAAACGACUUGGAGAUUUAGAAACUUCCAGCAAAAAAAUAAUGCAUGAAAUUAUGGAACAAAAGAAAAAAAAAGCUUAUUUAAAGAACCAAAUAUUUUAUCACCCAUAACUCCCAAUGCCCACAGAGAAAGAAUAUAUAUGGAGGAAAAGAGAUGUAUAUGUAUAGUGUUAUUCCACAAAACAGAACAGAGUUAAAUCCUUUAUAUUUUUACACUGAAAGAGACGGACAAGCUGCCUGCACGCCAGUUGGUUGCCUUAGAAACCACAAUAAUAAUAAUAAUAAUAUAAUACAACAAGCCAGAGGGGACGGUGCCUUUUGAUUGGUUGGUUGGUUUCCCACCAAUUAGCGUUCAAAUGAUCUGAUUGGAUGUAAGUUGUCGAAGUGAACUCUGGGAUUGAAAACAAUAAGUGACUCCACUCCUGCCCAUCGCACAGCAUUUGAUUGACAGUUUCCCUGCUGUGUCGACUUAACGCCAAAUAUUUCCAUGGUGAUCACGUCGUCAACAGUGGAGGAGAAGGCUACACCCUCCAGUAGGAUGGUCCAGUCAGAGCCCUGGAUUACCUCUGCACUGCUUCGAAAGAACAACCAAAGUGGAAGCAGCUCAGGAUGUCCCCCCACCACCUCCUCCUCCUCCUCCUCCGCUGCCCAGGGCUUCUCCCCUGCUGAGCCAGCCAUGACCAGCCAGCACACCCACGCCCACCCCUCCUUCAGCUCCAUCCACUCCAUGGCAGAGCAGCAGCAGGCGCUGUCUGAUAUGACCAUACUCCAGCGGAGGAUCCCACCUAGUUUCAGAGACCCAGCCUGCGCUCCAUUAAGGAAACUUUCCGUUGACCUAAUUAAGACUUACAAGCACAUCAAUGAGGUGUACUAUACCAAGAAGAAGAGGCGAGCCCAGCAGGUGCCCCCAGAGGACAGCAGCACUAAGAAGGAGCGGAAAGUCUACAAUGAUGGCUAUGAUGACGACAACUACGAUUACAUUGUCAAGAAUGGAGAGAAGUGGCUGGACCGCUAUGAGAUAGACUCACUCAUCGGCAAGGGCUCCUUUGGACAGGUGGUGAAGGCAUACGACCACCAUGAGCAGGAAUGGGUGGCGAUUAAGAUCAUAAAGAAUAAGAAGGCCUUUUUAAACCAGGCACAGAUUGAGCUCCGACUGCUGGAGCUCAUGAACAAGCACGACACUGAGAUGAAAUAUUACAUAGUUCACCUGAAGCGUCACUUUAUGUUCAGAAACCAUCUAUGUUUGGUGUUUGAGUUAUUAAGUUACAACUUGUAUGAUCUCCUGAGGAACACAAACUUCAGGGGGGUGUCCCUCAACUUGACCAGGAAAUUUGCACAGCAGCUCUGCACAGCAUUAUUAUUCCUGGCCACACCAGAGCUGUCAAUCAUCCACUGCGAUCUGAAACCAGAGAAUAUCUUGUUAUGUAACCCCAAACGAUCCGCCAUCAAGAUUGUCGACUUUGGAUCCUCCUGCCAGCUUGGACAGAGGAUCUACCAGUACAUCCAGAGCAGGUUCUACCGUUCCCCAGAGGUGUUGCUAGGGAUGCCCUACGACCUGGCUAUCGACAUGUGGUCUCUUGGCUGCAUCUUGGUGGAGAUGCACACCGGAGAGCCCCUGUUCAGUGGAUCCAAUGAGGUGGACCAGAUGAAUAAGAUCGUGGAGGUGCUCGGUGUCCCUCCCAGCCACAUGCUGGACACAGCUCCUAAAGCCAGGAAGUAUUUUGACAAGCUGUCAGACGGCUUGUGGACAGUAAAAAAGAACAAGGACAUUAAGAAGGAGUAUAAACCUCCAGCCACGCGACGUCUCCAUGAGAUCCUGGGGGUGGAGACCGGAGGGCCAGGAGGCCGACGUGCCGGGGAACCAGGUCAUGCCCCAUGUGACUACUUGAAGUUUAAAGACCUGAUCCUGCGCAUGCUAGACUACGACCCGAAGAGCCGAAUCACUCCAUUCUACGCUCUGCAGCACAAUUUCUUCAAAAAGACAACAGACGAGGGAACCAACACAAGUUCAUCGACAUCCACGUCUCCUGCCAUGGACCACUCUCAUUCAACCUCCACUACAAGCUCCGUCUCUAGCUCUGGUGGCUCGAGUGGUUCCUCCAAUGACAACCGUAACUACCGCUACAGUAAUCGCUACUACAACUCUGCUGUUACUCACUCAGACUACGAGAUGACAAGCCCCCAGGCUCCCUCCCAGCAGCAGAUGCGUAUUUGGCCCAGCAGCGAGAGCGGCGGCGGCGGCGGCGGCGGUGGCGGCGGUGGCGGCGGCGGCGGCCAGGAGUCCUACACUCAGCUGCUCCUCCACAAGCCGGCUGCCUCCCAGCAACACCAGCGUCACUUCCUGGACGCGCCGCACCACCCCCACCCGGUCUACACCCACCACGGCAACGGCGGGCGGGGCCUGCGGCAGGGCCAGGGGCCGACGGGCAUCGGAGGAGGCGGCGGGGGCGGCGGCGGCGGCGGCGGCGUCGGAGGCCAGCAGGGAUCUUCCCCCCAGAUGAGUGACAGCAUGGAUGUGGGCGUGUCCCUGGGGCUUCACCACCUGGGCGGGGCGGUGUCUUCCAUGGAAGCCUCGCAGUUUGGCUCCGCCUCCUUGCCCCUAGCUCUGCCAAUCGGACUGUCUGCCUUCCGGACUCGGACAGCCUCCGGUGCCCAGGGGCCCCAAGCCCCGCCUCCUGAGGACUACUACCCCGUGUCCAACAACAAUAACCUGGCGGGGGGCGGCAGGGCGCGACCGGACUCGGACGAAGGGGCAGCCAACUCUUGAUAUACCCUCAAACACACCCUAAAGCCAUACGACUUUAACAACUACAGUAUACACAUACAAAAGUGGUAAAUAGACAUAGAGCCCCUCCACCAUACAUACACACAGACACACGGUCUCAGACACACACAUACUCAGUUCAGAGACUAAGUGGUGAACUUUGAGCUGAAGGAGAUCAUUUCUUCUACUUGAGAGGAGGAGAGAGGAGGAGGAGACGGGGGGGGGAAAGCUUAUUUUAUUCUUUCUUUUAAGUUUUUGUCUUCUUUGAAGAGUAAGCGAGGAGCAACAGCUGUGAAUUAGAAUGGAACAAUUGAGACUGGCUUGUUUUUAUGAAUAUUGUUGUUUAAUAUUAGAUUUUUUUCUGUGGUUUGAGGAGCUGUGUGUUUUUACUUGAUUGUUCCUGCUUCUGAAGGAGGAGGGGGGGGGGGGGGGGGGGAGAGUUUUAUAAAUGACAGCGUUGGAUUCAUUUUCCCACAUUCAUCCAGGACCGAGUUGAGUGAAAAAAAAAAAAAAAAUGAAGAGAAAUGCUAUUUCAGCCCACAGCAGUUAGAAAACACAAGAACAUGUUAG